Molecule: messenger RNA, 7605 nt
Organism: Loxodonta africana (African savanna elephant)
Lineage: Eukaryota; Metazoa; Chordata; Mammalia; Proboscidea; Elephantidae
Gene: MTF1
Product: metal regulatory transcription factor 1
Exons: 11
Coding region: 152-2410 (752 amino acids)
Biological process (GO): positive regulation of transcription by RNA polymerase II
Cellular component (GO): nucleus
Molecular function (GO): RNA polymerase II cis-regulatory region sequence-specific DNA binding; DNA-binding transcription activator activity, RNA polymerase II-specific
Source: RefSeq, a predicted model, not a curated record
AAGCGGAAGCGGAAGUGACGUUCGGGGAAGGUGGGGGCAAUCAUGGUGCCGCUGGGGAGGGGAGAAGCUGCUGCUGCCGCCGUUGCCGGGAGCCGCGGAGAAGGGUCAUCACCUUUCCAUUUCUCGCAAUUGGGCUGAGCGCUGUUGAACCAUGGAGGAACACAGUCCAGACGACAACAUCAUCUACUUUGAGGCAGAGGAAGAUGAGCUGACUCCCGAUGACAAGAUGCUCAGGUUUGUGGAUAAAAACGGACUGGUGCCUUCCUCAUCUGGAACUGUUUAUGAUAGGACAACUGUUCUUAUUGAGCAGGACCCUGGCACUUUGGAGGAUGAAGAAGACGAUGGACAGUGCGGAGAACAUUUGCCUUUUUUAGUCGGGGGUGAAGAGGGCUUUCACCUAAUAGAUCAUGAAGCAAUGUCACAGGGUUAUGUGCAACACAUUAUCUCACCAGAUCAAAUUCAUUUAACAAUAAACCCUGGUUCCACGCCCAUGCCAAGAAAUAUCGAAGGUGCAACUCUCACUUUGCAGUCGGAAUGUCCAGAAACGAAACGUAAAGAAGUAAAGCGGUACCAGUGCACCUUUGAGGGCUGUCCCCGAACCUACAGCACAGCAGGCAACCUGCGCACCCACCAGAAGACUCACCGAGGAGAGUACACCUUUGUCUGUAAUCAGGAGGGCUGUGGCAAGGCCUUCCUCACCUCCUACAGCCUCAGGAUCCAUGUGCGAGUGCACACGAAGGAGAAGCCAUUUGAGUGUGACGUGCAGGGCUGUGAGAAGGCAUUCAACACACUGUACAGGCUGAAAGCACAUCAGAGGCUUCACACAGGGAAAACAUUUAACUGUGAAUCUGAAGGCUGCAGCAAAUACUUCACCACACUCAGUGAUCUGAGGAAGCACAUUCGAACCCAUACAGGAGAAAAGCCAUUUCGGUGUGAUCACGACGGCUGUGGAAAAGCAUUUGCGGCAAGCCACCACCUUAAAACUCAUGUCCGCACACAUACUGGUGAAAGACCCUUUUUCUGCCCCAGUAAUGGCUGUGAGAAAACAUUCAGCACCCAGUACAGUCUCAAAAGUCACAUGAAAGGUCAUGAUAACAAAGGACACUCAUACAAUGCACUUCCACACCACAAUGGCUCAGAGGAUACAAAUAACUCACUUUGUCUGAGUGACUUGAGCCUUCUGUCCACAGAUUCUGAACUGCGAGAAAAUUCCAAUACAGGCCAGGACCUCAGCACAAUUUCACCAGCAAUCAUCUUUGAAUCAAUGUUCCAGAACUCAGAUGAUACAGCAAUUCAGGAAGAUCCUCAGCAGACAGCUGCCUUGAUUGAAAGUUUUAAUGGUGAUGCAGAGUCAGUCAGUGAUGUUCCGCCAUCCAGAGGAAAUUCAGCAUCUUUAUCUCUUCCACUUGUACUGCAGCCUGGCAUCUCCGAGCCACCCCAGCCUCUACUACCAGCCUCAGCGCCAUCUGCUCCUCUGCCUGCUUCCUCCCUAGGAACUGGUUCCCAGCAAGCUGCAUUUGGCACCCCUCCUGCUCUCUUACAACCUCCAGAAGUGCCUGUUCCCCACAGCACACAGUUGGCUGCUAAUCAUCAAGAGUUCCUUCCUCACCCCCAGGCACCACAGCCCAUCGUACCAGGACUUUCUGUUGUUGCUGGGGCUUCUACAUCAGCAGCGGCGGUGGCGGCAACAGCCAUGGCAGCACCCCCCCAACCACAAAGUACUACUGAGCCCCUGCCAGCCAUGGUCCAGACUCUGCCCUUGGGUGCCAACUCUGUCCUAACUAAUAAUCCCACUAUAACUAUCACCCCAACUCCCAACACGGCUAUUUUGCAGUCCAGCCUAAUGAUGGGAGAACAGAACUUACAGUGGUUAUUAAAUGGUGCCACCAGUUCACCGCAAAACCAAGAACAAAAUCAGCAAGCACCUAAAGUUGAGAAGGUGUUUUUUACCACUGCAGUUCCAGUAGCCAGUAGCACAGGGAGCUCUGUACAACAGAUUGGCCUCAGCGUUCCUGUGAUCAUCAUCAAACAAGAGGAGGCCUGUCAGUGUCAGUGUGCGUGCCGGGACUCUGCUAAGGAGCGGGCUUCCGGCAGGAGAAAGGGCUGUGCUUCCCCAACCCUCCCAGAGCCCAGCCCCCAGCCUCCUGAUGGGCCCGGCCUGCAGCUACCACCGCAGACUUUUUCCUCACCCUCUGCCCCCCUCUCAUCAUCCUCCCCUGUACCCUCUUCCCAUGAGCAAAACAGACAAGCAGAGACUCCUUCAGACCCUCAAACGGAAACGUUAAGUGCCAUGGAUGUGUCAGAGUUUCUGUCCCUCCAGAGCCUGGACACCCCGUCCAAUCUGAUUCCCAUUGAAGCACUACUGCAGGGGGAGGAGGAGAUGGGCCUGACCAGCAGCUUCUCCAAGUGAAGGGCUGUAUGUGCUCACCCCAAGGAAAAGAGGGCAAGCAGGAGGCAUAGGUGUGAUGCCUACCAUCUUGGGGUCAGAAAUUUGAAGAAUGAAGAAAUCUACUGUUUGAAAUUCUCACCUUUCAGACGUAUUUUCUUUAUUCACAUCCCAGGAGGAUCCAUCUUAAGGAACUAAUCUUUGGGAAAACAAAACAAAACAAAAAAACAACAAAAAAAGCUAAGUUAUAAAUGAACUGUUUGGCUGCACUGUAUGUCACUUUUGCUUAUUGUCUUGUGAACAUGGAAAUUAAGGUUACUCGUAUGCAUAAAAAUUCUGAAUGAAAGGGUGUGGUUUCCAUCAAUCUGAUCUUGCCCAUCACUUGCACUGGGGUCUUUGUGGUUUGGGCAGCAGAGUUCAGUGUGCUGGGUGUUGCUCCUCCCUGUGUGUCUUUGGAACCUGAGGCUAACAGUUGCUUAGAAGGCCAGACCCUUGCUCCAUCAGAGAGGGAAGUGGCAGAGGAAGGUCAGACAGUUGUGCGUUGGACAGAAGUUCAGUGAAAUGGCUUUGUUGUUUGUGCUUGGUAUGGACUUCAGGGUGGAUAGUGCAGGGCGGAUCCUGCAGCCAGCUUCAGCACACUGGGCAGCUGAAAGCCUGGCCCAUGGUCUGUGGGGAUGAUCUGGUUCUGCAGGGGUCCUGGGGAAGUUGGUGACUUCUGUCUGCUGAUGACGUGUAUGCAGAGCAGGCUCUAGCAGCAUGAUCGCAGUCUUUGCCUCCCUGGUUCCUUGUCUCUCGGUAGCCGGGGCUUGCAGAUGACAGUGAAUUUUCUCUGGGGAACAUCCCUGGCCACAUCCCAUCCUCGAGUGGACAUGUGGCUUAUGGCCAGGACUGGUCAGUGGUCUGCCUUCCCUUGAACUGUGUUUGCUUCCUCAGAGCAGAAGGACUGCAUUUUGCUGUUGAGGAGAAGCUGCAGAUUUAGGAGACGUUUGUAUAAGGUGGCAUAUAAUUGGCAGGCCAGCUGUCUGGUCCCAGGUUCUAUCUAGGUUUUUGGUUGCCCCCCUCCCAUGAUCACCCCUUACCUGUCUGGAUUUUGCAUACAGCCUAGUACAGUGCAAACAAGGAUGUGACUUGCUCAAUUUGGUCAUAUGAUUGCUAAACAAACAACAAACUCCACAAAACGAUGAUCUUCUACUCAGGGUAAAACAAAAAAAAAAUUCCCCUUCCACCAAAAAGCCUGAAAUGUUGCAAUAAGUUAUCUCAUUUGGAAUGUUUCAUUAAGUUGUGUUAUAGGGAAAAAAAUGUUUUUUUGAUUUGUGUAUGGAAUUAUAUCCAUCUGUUUGCCUUUGGUUCCAAGUCAUUGCCUAUUAAAAUAAAACAGUACACUCCACACUAAAAUUAAAACAGAAGGCUUCCCUCAAGUGGCUAUAUUAACACAGUCAGUAGUGUUUCAACAAAGAACCUCUAUGCUCACCAAGCUCAGGGGCUAGGCAUGGCCCUGGAACAGAUCUCUGUCUCCCAAGAGCCCUUUUCCUGCCUCGAACAGGGGGCAGGGUUCAACAAACAGGACUGCUCUUUGGAGUCAGUGAUGUCAGGCAGGAAAGAACCACCACUUUGCCUUCCUUUUCCAUUCUUUAACCCUGGUGGUGUAGUGGUUAAGUGCUGCAGCUGCUAACCAAGAGGUCGGCAGUUCGAAUCCACCAAGCGCUCCUUGGAAACUCUGUGGGACAGUUCUACUCUGUCCUAUAGGGUCGCUAUGAGUCGGGAUCAACUCAAUGGCAGCGGGUUUGGUUUUUUGGUUUUCAUGCAAAGAGAUCUGCAUUGUCACUCUCCUGUCCUCUGACCCAUUACUCAGGGACUGCUAAGGCAGUAUCCAGAGCAGGUCAUUUACCUUGGAGCCAGAGACGCUGCCUUUUAGCCAGGAUAUUCAAGGAUGGACUUGGGCAAGAGGGCCAUUGUGGUAAAUGUUGGUACUGCCACGAGGAGAAAUGGGCUUAACUACAAGCACCUGAUUCUCAUUCCAGCAGUCUGGUCUAUUGAUUUUUGAUCUUCUGUAUUCCCCUUCUCAAAAGGCUGGUGCGUUCCGGUGACCUCAGCAGAAGUUGAGAAGGCAGGAGGAAUCUUCUAUUACAACAGUGGGUUAAUUCUCCUGUAAAAGCAACUGCUGAGCUAGGGGUGAGGUAGGGCCCUUGCUAUUUUUUCUACAACUGCUGAGAAGGAGCAGUGGGGCGGGAUCUCCAAGUCAGCUUGUUUUGGAGGGCAGUAGUGACCUCCCCUCUUAAGAGCCCUAUGGUCACUGGGUUUCUGGUUCUCGGAAGCUGAGGUGGGCAAUAGGAGCCCAGAGAAGGCCAUUUGAAGCUGCCCACAGUUUAAACAUUGCUUCUUCCUGGUUAGCCAGGGCUAUGCUUAUGUUGGGCCCCAAUGAGGUCAGUAGCUUUUUCACUCUCCAGAGAUUGGGAGUGAUAAAGAAGCAUCUUGAAACAGUGUUUUUCUAGCUGAAGAAGUUGAAAUAUCUGCCUUUUGAGGGUGAUUAGAUUUGAAGGGGCACUAUCAGGUCCAGUCAGCUUUGAAAAGUCAGGAACGUGCAUAAACUGAUCAUGAGUUGUUGUGAGGGGCAGGUUUUUCCACAGGCGUAGGUAGUCUUUCUCUUCUUUUCCACCUUCCGCAAGCCUGGCUUCUAGGGCCAAGAACCUUGGAGAAGAGAGGGCCCCUGGCUGAGCUGGGGCCAGAAAGAGCCUUCCUGGAGAGUGUGGUUUCCCAAAUCUGGGAAUGAACCUAGAGUGCAGUGAGCGGCCACAGACUUCUAGCAGGUGAAAUCAAGCCUUCUUUUCUUUCCAUGGUAACCUUAACCACUUUCAGCCUGUAGAUUUCUAUUUCUGCUCCCACUAGCAUCUCCAGUUAGAUUGCCUCUUUAAAGGGUGCUAGUCAGCAUCAGGGGUUGGAGUUUAUGGGCUUAGGAGGUGGUAAGGAGACUUUGGCUGGCACCGCCAAGCUGCCUUAGUGAAUGGCCCUUCCCAGGCAGUAGGUGGGGCAUUGAGGGAAAGUAGCCUGGCCUUUCCUGGCAGGAUCUGGCUUCUCACAGCCAGUCACAUGGGGCAUCACUAGUUUGGUGUCAGGAGUCGGGGUCAUUUAUUGAAUUCCACCCGCCUUUAUAAGGAGAUCGUGGUACAAAGCCCCGGAAGGGCUUUAAGGUGUGACGACCUCUCUGGGUAUAAGGCAAGGGACUUCUCUUCACCACCCCUGGGAGAGUCAGUAGAUUGGAGAGUUGUGUUUUCAGGGUCAAGGCAGUGGACCGAUGGGGAUAAUGGAGGGGGGUGGGUUUUCCUGAGAGACUUUGUAUAAUGCUGAAUGUGUCCAGAGGGACGAGUUUGCAGAACCUCAUGUUGGUAUAUUAAAGAAAUAAUAAAAUAAAAAAGCACUUUAGGUUAUUUUAUCUUUAACCCAAUUGCUGCAAUUUCUUUUGUGUAUAUAUACAUAUAUAUAUAUAUACUUUCCACAAAGUUUUAUUUUUUGCUCAGAAUAAAAAGUUAAAUUGAGGUGUGAAAAGCAAAGCACUUACCUUGGUGCAAUAUGUGUAGCUUGAUGGUCGUUGUCCCGUGUGGCCCUGGCCUGGCCACGUUGUAACGCUUGAUCGGCCCUGUACAAUGAGGCUGUCUGUAGGGAAACACUAUUAUGCAUUCUCUGCAACUGUUCAAUCUAUGCAAGCCUUCCCCCGUGCCCGAGGGCGCCCCCUCAGGCUCUCUGAAGAACUGCUGCGGGGCCUGUUUUCUUCUGCUGACUGUUGAGGCCCUUUUCAACACUUCUUCUUGGUCUCUUGCCAUCUUUCCCCUGUUCAACAUAACCAAGUGACACCUGAAAGGAACAGCUUCUAGACUCUUCUAUUUGUAAUCAUGUCCAUUGUCCUUAUUCUUAUAGACUUCUCCAGUCUCUGAAACCAUUGAUUUGUGCAACUGCCACAAUAUCGCUGAAGAGUUUACAAUUUUUCUGUACCACCAAUCAGAAAUAUGUUUGGGGAGAUGGUGGAGGGGAAGCAACAUGAGCCAUUUCCAUUCUGCUCCCAUAUACUGCCCGUUGGCUCUUUAAGCAAAAAGGCCUCCAACCUUCAUUAAAUCCAGCAAACAGAGUUAGUAAUUUGGUCUAUCAACUGUAAUUGGAGGGGAGAGGCAGCAGAGCUGAAUCAUGCAUAUUUCUGAUUGGUCAGUCAGUAUAGCCUGUUUCCUCUUACAUAUUUUUGCAGGGGGAAAGGGGUCCUGUUUUUCUCCUCAUGCCCUUUGGGGAAGCUGAUGAUCAUUCUGGGCGUUUCUGUUUCUCCUGUUCGAGAGGGCUUCUCAGUCUGCACUGAAAAAUGCAAAUUAAACUGGAUCUUUAUGUCAUUGUGUACAUAGUACAAGCUUUUUUACUGGAAGCGAGGUUUAAAACAACACACUGCCCUUUUGGUGGUGUGCCUGCUGGGCCAAAAAUUGGAUAGUAGUCACUUUCUCAGCUCAGUGCAGUUUCUACUCUUUUUCUUAUGGGAAAAUUUUUCAUAAAACCUUUUUUCACCAAAACCCAGGGGUGUUUUUUGCAGUAUCCUUGUAGUGGUGCCAAGCCAGAGGCUUCUCUUGCCCCAUCUUCACCUGUGUUUUCGGGCCUCCCAAAGGUCCUGUUUGACCCAACAGUCUACAUCCUUUGUCGUGUUUUGGAGAAUGUGGGGUUCGGGGUUGGAAGUCCAAGGUGGCUGUCCCUUUUCCCUGUGAACUCUUCCUCAUCCUUGUUUGGGGAAGGUGGCUGGGAACAGAUCUUUGCUAAAUCUCUGGCUCGGAUCUUCUAGCCAGGAAAGGCAAGAGCCCCUGAGAGCCUUCUUUUUUGACACACACUAGUCAUUGGCCGACGGUCUAGGUGACAGUUUUUUAAAUCCCAGAUAGUUUUAUUUCAAUUAUGUAAUAGCUUAUCAAAUUUAUUUAAGUGUGAAACAUGGGAACAACGGACUUUCACUGAGCGAUAUGAAAACGUUACAGGUUCAGUACUUCCAAAGGAAGAAACCUCCAAACCCAAAAAAGAGUAAAUAUGAAUUUGUAUUUUUGAAGAAUGUGAAAUAAUGGUGUUUGCUUAAUUGCUCAUUUUGUAUAAACUUAAUAUUGUACUUUAAAAUAUCUGCUAAGAAGUGAAAAUUUAACUUUUUGGAAUUGAAAAAGCAAUAUUAAAUACUAAUGAAAUCCUAAUUAAAUGCUUAUUUAAAUCUG